Messenger RNA from Peronospora matthiolae, 633 nucleotides. NCBI's taxonomy places the organism in Eukaryota, Oomycota, Peronosporomycetes, Peronosporales, Peronosporaceae. The record is from the annotation of a GenBank genome assembly.
AUGCGAUGCGCGAGCAAGGCCGCCGAGAGCGCGUCUGCACGUCUCUUUGCGGACGCCGAAGCAGAAACCACAGCAACUGAUGUCUCAUCGGUUGCUGAAGCGACCCAGCCUGUGUCACUUGGUGAUGCAGGCGCUGGUCAUGAAGACACUCGUUUCUUCACAGAGUACGAGCUCGGUGUCUCGUACUCUCCUGAUACGGAUGACGAAACCGUAUCGACGGCGAUUGAAUCUAAGCCGCCUGCCAAGCGUGGCAUGGACGAUGCUUUGCGCCGCAGCAUCUUUGGUUCAUCUGACGAAUCAGAUGAACCAUCGCCGAAGCGAAGGCGCUCGAGGUCGCGAGACUCGGGCGCUAUUAGUGGUGUCGGUUCUCCUAUGGACACCACUUCACAGCGAGGUGCCAGUACUUCUGUCGGCACGUCGCAGGAAGAGCGGGACCGCAAUGUGUUGCGUCUCGCUCCAGAAAAGAAGGCAUGGAUACCUCCUAAAUCCGUCAUGGAUCACUUGUCGGCGACGACGAGUGAUCGUUAUCGAACACGAUUGUUCGAUUCGUCAAGGAUCCAUCACCUUGACCCCAGCGCGAAAGACUAUCGCGCUGAACAUGAGUUCUUCAUCGAUGCUUUCUUUAGACAUUGA